Molecule: messenger RNA, 3168 nt
Organism: Labrus mixtus (cuckoo wrasse)
Lineage: Eukaryota; Metazoa; Chordata; Actinopteri; Labriformes; Labridae
Product: dynein, cytoplasmic 1, intermediate chain 2a-like
Exons: 16
Coding region: 25-2007 (660 amino acids)
Biological process (GO): transport along microtubule
Cellular component (GO): cytoplasmic dynein complex
Molecular function (GO): dynein heavy chain binding; dynein light chain binding
Source: RefSeq, a predicted model, not a curated record
AGAGUCUCUUCAUUGUCCUGUCACAUGUUCUAUUUCCAUUACAGGAUGUCUGACAAGAGUGAGCUGAAGGCUGAACUGGAGAGGAAGAAACAACGGAUCGCCCAGAUUCGAGAGGAGAAGAAGCGAAAAGAAGAGGAGAAGAAAAAAAAGGACGGAGACUCGAAGCGAGCUGCCGAGUCAGGGGGCGGGUCUUCUGCUGGCCAUGAAGACUCUGACCUGGAGAGGAAGCGGAGAGAGACGGAGGCUCUGCUGCAGAGUGUCGGCAUCAACCCUGACAUGCCUCACGCUCAGCCCCUGAGGGUAGUAACAGAAGAUACGUGUCUGUUUCACUACCUAGUCCCUGCCCCCAUGUCUCCCUCCAACAAAUCAGUGGGCAGCGAUGCAGGAAGCCAAGAUUCUGGGGACGGAAACGCUGGACCAAGGUCUGUGACAUUGCAUUGGGAUCCUGACCCCUCUACUCUGCAACUCCACUCCGACUCUGAGCUCAUAGGACGUGGAGCCGUGAGGCUGGGCAUGUCCAAAAUGACCCAGGUGGACUUUGUUCCAAAGGAAAUGGUGUCUUACUGUAAAGAAACACAGACACCCACUGAGGCGGUGACACGCACUGAUCAAAAAGCAGAUGAGGAAGAGGAUGAGGAGAUAACUGCUCCCCCACCAGCAGAGGACAACCAGGAGGAGAAAGAUGAUCAGGGUGAACAGCAAGAAGAUGACACCCCCAAAGAGCUGACAGAGGAGGAGAAGCUGCAGGUACUGCACUCUGAAGACUUCUUGUCGUUUUUCGAGCGAGGCAGCAGAAUUGUAGAGAGAGCUCUGGCUGAGCAUGUGGAUGUUUGCUUUGACUACAGUGGCAGAGAUCUAGAGGAUAAAGAAGGUGACUUGCAGGCAGGUGCAAAGUUAGUGUUGAACAGACAGUUUGCAGACGAGCGCUGGACCAAAAACAGAGUGGUCACCUGUCUCGACUGGUCUCUUCAGUACCCUGAGCUACUGGUGGCCUCAUACAACAACAACGAGGAUGCUCCCCAUGAGCCAGAUGGAGUGGCUCUGGUCUGGAACAUGAAGUACAAGAAGGGCACACCUGAGUACAUCUUCCACUGCCAGUCGGAGGUGAUGUCAGCCGGAUUUGCCAAGUUUCACCCAAACCUGGUGGUGGGUGGGACAUACUCAGGACAGAUUGUCUUAUGGGACAACAGGAGCAACAAGCGCACACCUGUUCAGAGAACUCCACUGUCUGCAGCUGCACACACUCAUCCAGUCUAUUGUGUGAACGUGGUGGGAACCCAGAAUGCUAACAACCUGAUCAGCAUUUCGACUGACGGUAAAAUGUGCUCCUGGAGUCUCGACAUGCUCUCCCAGCCACAGGACAGCCUGGAGCUGGUUUUCAAACAGAGCAAAGCUGUGGCUGUGACCUCCAUGGCCUUUCCUCUGGGGGACGUGAACAACUUUGUGGUGGGGAGCGAGGACGGCUCAGUUUACACUGCCUGUCGCCACGGGAGUAAGGCAGGUAUCACAGAGGUGUUUGAGGGCCAUCAUGGUCCGGUGACCGGGCUGAGCUGCCACAGUGCUGGAGGACCUGUUGACUUCUCUCACCUCUUCAUCUCCUCCUCUUUUGACUGGACUGUCAAACUUUGGAGCACUAAGAGCACCCGUCCGUUGUACUCAUUUGAGGACAGUUGUGACUAUGUCUACGAUGCCAUGUGGUCUCCAACACACCCUGCUCUGUUUGCUUGUGUGGACCUUGCUGGACGCCUUGACCUGUGGAACCUCAACAAUGAUACUGAAGUUCCCACAGCCAGUGUGAGUGUGGAGGGAGCUCCAGCGCUGAACCGUGUAAGAUGGGCUCACUCAGGCAAAGAGAUCGCUACUGGGGACUCUGAUGGACAGGUGCAGGUCUACGACGUAGGAGAGCAAAUCUGCGUACCCAAGGCUGAUGAGUGGACGCGCUUCGUCAGGACCUUGGCUGAGAUCAAUGAGAACCGAGAUGAAGCUGAGGAACUUGCUAAUGUGUGAUUGUUACAAUCCUCACACUGACAACCGCCCAUCAUUUCUUCUCCAAUACACAAAACACCUGAAGCACACUACACCACAUUUGCUUCCAGCUUUGUCACCCACUACAUGAUUUGGCCUGAGGAGAUGUGCAGAGCUAGAAGGGAUUGAAAAGACAGUUUUAGAAAAGUUCAGGAAGUUGGGUUUUUUUUUGAAAGCGUCUUUAGGAGUUUAGAGUAUGUGUUGGAAUAAGUAAUGUCAUGUGUAGCAGUAGUAUUACAGAACUACAGUUAUGUGGUUAAAGUGGAAUUCAAGGGAAGUGGUUUGUCCACUCUAAACUUCUAGCUUUGAUAUCAUCCUCAGGGCUCCAGAAACUGCUCUUCUCCUGAGGCCUCAACCAACUCAGCCCUUUUUUAAAUAUGCAAACCUUUGUACCUGCACCUUUUUAUUACCAUUUGAGUGUUUUUACAUGUGUUCAUUUUUUCCGGACAUGCUUUUGCACCUGGACGGCAAAGUGUUUCAACCAAGUGACAAAAGAAAAGCUGACAUAUCACUAUCCACACAGCAGCACUUAAUGACUAAACGACAGGUGUGCUUACUGUCCAUGCACUCUGGCCUGUGCAGGAGUCUGUCACUAUAUUUGAACCACUACAAUAUUUAAUAUUUAUUCUGGUGGUUAUACUUAUUUAAAUAUUUUGUGUAUUGUUUAAUUGCUGCUUUGUACUAAAGCUUGAGUAGUACAUUCCUAAAAUAAGCACUACAAGUGUUUUUACCAGGCAAACAUAUAAAUAAACCACAUGAAGUUUUCAAAGGGGAUGUAAAGCGGGUGUUGAAAACUCUUCAUCACUGGAAAUGAAUGGAUUUUUAUCAUUAUUUUUUCCGUCCAGUUUAUCUUUCUUCCCAGGAUGCAGCAGUCUAACCUCACCAGCCUGGUUUAACCGUUCAGCUUCAAAAAUGCUUCUCUUUCAUGUGUAGAAUGAGCUAAAACAUGUACUGUAGCAACCAUGUUGGAUAGAACAUGAAGAUCAGUAUUCUGCUUUGACUCAAUGUACUGUUCUCUUUCCUGUUACUGUUCCUCAUACAGUCUAAGGUUGCUCUUUUCCAUUGGAAUAAAACUCUAGACAUACUGUUAAAAUUAAAACCAUAUGGAUGAUUUAUUUCAAUAAAAUACAAUGACUAAAUUCA